UGUCUUGCUGAAAGAUCCAGAAGAAUAACGACAAGGAGAAGGCCUGUUUUGUUCCAGCAACUUCUGUUAUUUUCGAAAACUAUAGAAUGCCGAACCAUUGCACUUUAGCUCUGCUUUUCGAGAUUUGGUUGAUUGGAAUAACACAAGGAAGCGUGAUCGAAGUUUCAACACGAUCUCCCAAUGAGUAUCUUACUGUUUCUCAUAAGGAACACUUGAAACACUUACCAUUAGAAAGUCAUGCUGCCGUGUCAUUUCCUGAGUUCCUCAGUAACAACUUGGAGCAGGAUGACUUAUGGGAGCCCAUAAUUGAUGACAAUGAUGAAAAUAAGAUACUUCUUCUACGUGUUUCUCCAAAUACUCUGGAUGAUGAAACAGAUUCUUGGUCUCUUUACAGACAACAAUUUCAAGAUUCGGGAAGAACAAAAAGUAGCAAUGAUCCUCAAAAACGUCAGUUUGUAUCUUGGGGUGGAAAAAGGGAUAUUGAGGACAAAGACCUUCAGAAACGUCAAUUUGCUGCUUGGGGUGGGAAGAGGAAUACUGAAGAUAUAGGCCCUCAGAAACGUCAGUUUGCCGCUUGGGGUGGAAAGAGAGAUUUCGCUCCUUGGGGAGGAAAGAGAGGCCUGGGCUACAAAUAUAGCAAGAAAGAUUUUAAUGCUUGGGGUGGAAAGAGAGGACUUGAUGCAAUGAAAUAUGGCGGCGGUUACGAAUAAACGUUUUUUGAAAUUGGAAACCAAUUUAGACAAGUGGGAAAACGUAGUUUGCAUAAUAAAAUACAUCGCUUUCGAUACAGGAUAAGGUUAAUGAUAUUAAUCAUGUUCUUAAAAUCAAAUUCAUAUUUUUAAGAAUAUCUGUUUACUGAAGUAGCUGACGGUAGAUGCCAGCACCGUUUAUGUGAGACAAGAAAUUUACGGAAAAAUUCAAAUGAAAUAAAGCUUACAAAAAUCACA
Messenger RNA from Limulus polyphemus (Atlantic horseshoe crab), 947 nucleotides. RefSeq lists its product as uncharacterized. Lineage: Eukaryota; Metazoa; Arthropoda; Merostomata; Xiphosura; Limulidae. The transcript is spliced from 2 exons. The record is from RefSeq and is a predicted model, not a curated record. The coding region runs from base 87 to 710 and encodes 207 amino acids.